Molecule: messenger RNA, 756 nt
Organism: Colletotrichum truncatum
Lineage: Eukaryota; Fungi; Ascomycota; Sordariomycetes; Glomerellales; Glomerellaceae
Source: RefSeq, a predicted model, not a curated record
AUGUCGACAUUAGACACAUAUGCGGUUGGGCAGCAGCAGGCCGAAGCUCCCCCUUCCGUCGGCCUGCUCUCCCGCCAGGCUAAGCGCCUCUUCUGGACCCUUCAAGGCCCCCUAGAUUCCUCAGUCUUCGUCAUGCCCGAGAGCCUAGACCCGGACGCGCCCCGGGAGGCUUAUUUCCAACAGACAGACACCGGCACGAGCUGUCACCCAGUCUCAAAGGAAGCUCUCACAGACAGCAAGCCCGCUUCCAUUACUGUUCAGUCGUCAGAGCUCGGUGACUGGGCGAGCAGCUGGUGGGAGUUGCACUAUGAACAUGACGACCAGGCGGACGAUGACGAUGACGACGACCAAUCAGCCUCAGGCCCCCAACGGUGCUCGGGUUGCGGUGAGAUAGGCCCCCGAGACUAUGAACCGCUGGUGGUGAGAGCUUCGGAGAAGUCCUAUGUUACCGUGCAUGACUUUGUAAAGGCCGUACACCCCUGGCUGAUGGCACAGCGGGACGAGAUCUUGCAGGCCCGGAGCGUGGGUAAAGAGACGACUCCCGCCACGGACACAAAGCUGGUGGUGAUGGCUACCCAACCCGAGUAUGUGAGCACCAUGGAAGAAGAAAGCUGGCACUCAGACAGGAGAUGGGCACUUGACGAAGCAUACCGUUACGAGGGCCCUCUAGGCCAAUACGGACUUGGGACGAAACCUGGCGCGGUCGGUGUGCAAGAUGAAGGGCCCAGGGGCACGAAGCGAGCUCGCCGAGACUGA